Setaria italica (foxtail millet) is the source of this 957-nucleotide messenger RNA. RefSeq names its product transcription factor bHLH19-like. Gene Ontology annotation, molecular function: protein dimerization activity. The record is from RefSeq and is a predicted model, not a curated record. Lineage: Eukaryota; Viridiplantae; Streptophyta; Magnoliopsida; Poales; Poaceae. The coding region runs from base 1 to 957 and encodes 318 amino acids. The transcript is spliced from 4 exons.
AUGGACUCCUCGGCCAGUCAAUGGCUGGCAGAACUCGAGAACGAUGAUCUUGGAGGACUGGAGUUCAUCGACCCGCUGAGCAUGCAGCAGCUUGCGGAAUCCCUGGCCAACGAGCUCUGGAACGAGCCUCGGGCUCCUCAAGAGCAGCAGCAAGAACAAAACUAUCAACCGCAGCAAUGCACUCCACCGCCGAAAGGCUUCGCGUUCGUGGGCGACCUCAACCUCAACACUGCCAACGGCCGCUGUCCAACUCCUGUUGUCAGUGCAGGCGGCAUCGACAACAUGUUCUCCUUCACUGCCGGCGGCUUGUCGGCCCCACUGAACUUCACGGCACAAGAGGAAACAGGGCAAGCAGAGAGCGUCGCCACCGGCAGCACCGUUGGGAAAUGCUGCUCGUCAUCGACGACGGAGAAGAAAAGCGGCGGCCGGAAGCCGAGCUCGAGCGUGAAGGAGCACGUCAUCGCCGAGAGGAAGCGGCGGGAGAAGAUGCACCACCAGUUCGCAACGCUCGCGUCCAUCAUCCCCGACAUCACCAAGACAGACAAGGUGUCCGUCUUGGGCAGCACCAUCGAGUACCUGCACCACCUGAGGAACAGGCUCAGGACACUGCAAGAGCAGCAGCACCAACAGGGCAGCAGCACCGCGGAGUCCCCCACCACGUUGAACGCACGCCGCUGCUGCAUCGCCUCCGAGGGCGACGGCGCGGCGAGCCCGAAGAUCGAGGCGGACGUGCAAGGGACGACGGUUCUUCUGAGGGUGGUGUGCCGGAAGAAGAAGGGGGUGCUGAUCAUGGUGCUCACGGAGCUGGAGAAGCACCGCCUGUCCAUCAUCAACACCAACGUUGUGCCGUUCGCAAAGUCAUCACUGAACAUCACUAUCACGGCACAGAUUGAAGACGGAUCUUCUACCACAGUUGAACUUGUGAAUAAUCUAAAUUCAGCUCUCAAAAAGUUUUAG